CCUCGCCGUGGCCUCACUGCCCGACCCGCCACCUCCCAUCUCGCCGGUCUCGUGCGUUAGCACGGGUGGCUACUUUGUCUUUCAUUAACUGGUAGUUGCCCACGGCGUUCUCGACGGCGUACGAGAGCGUGUUUUACGAGUGCCACUAUGAAGAUGCUAUGCGCCGUCGUCUCGGUGGUGCUGGCUGCGUCUGCCACGGGACUGGAUGUCUUCUGGAACGUGCCGACUGAUGAGUGCCCUCCGAACGUCAAGUUCAAUCUGGCCGAGUUCGGCAUCACCCAGAAUAGCGGCGACCGCUUCAAGGGGGACAAGUUCAACAUCCUCUACAGCCCGGGCAUGUUCCCGCGCGUGCUUAAGUCGGGCCAAGGGGUGAACGGCGGAAUACCACAGAGGGGCAGCUUGGAGAAGCACCUGUUCCACCUGCGGAACGACAUCGAGGAUAACAUCGCGCCAGACUACACCGGACCGGCUGUGAUCGACUUUGAGGAGUGGCAGACGACGCUGAGAAGCAGCGGAGUUCUCAAGUACAGGAAGAUGUCCAAGGAGUAUCAUCGCCUGCAAACCAAGCUGGGCGCCAUACCACACCUCGACAACGUUACGGCGGAGGCGCUAUUCGAGCGCGCCAGCCGGCCGUUCCUGGAGCGGACCCUGCAGGUGGCGCGCGAGCUGCGUCCGGACGCCCUCUGGGGGUACUACCACUACCCCUACUGCAAGAAUUACCAACCGCACGUCGACUACUGCGCUCCGGCCAUCAGCGCGGACAAUGACAGAUCACAGUGGAUCUAUAACAACUCGGUGGCGCUGUACCCAUCCGUCUAUCUCCUGAAGCACAACUAUACAUCAUGGGACAAAAACGUGCAGACCCGGGUGAUCCUGGAGGAGACGGACCGUUUGGCAACCAAGGCAGGUGGCCGCCCCGUCUACCCUUACACCUGGUUCGGUUACCACGAGGUCGUCAACGACUACCUCUCGCCCGGAGACCUGCUGGCCACCAUAGGCCAGGUGGUGACGCGCCAGCCGGCCGGCCUCAUCAUCUGGGGCGGCAGCAGCAACGUCAACAGCUCCCGUCUCUGCCGCCAGCUGCGAGACUACGUGACGUUCCGCCUGGGACCGUUUAUCCGCUGGAUGCUGAGCCGCACGGAGCGCCAGCUGCGGACGCUC
Molecule: messenger RNA, 1161 nt
Organism: Pollicipes pollicipes
Lineage: Eukaryota; Metazoa; Arthropoda; Thecostraca; Pollicipedomorpha; Pollicipedidae
Product: hyaluronidase
Exons: 6
Biological process (GO): carbohydrate metabolic process; hyaluronan catabolic process
Molecular function (GO): hyalurononglucosaminidase activity
Source: RefSeq, a predicted model, not a curated record